Pseudovirgaria hyperparasitica is the source of this 999-nucleotide messenger RNA. RefSeq lists its product as uncharacterized. The record is from RefSeq and is a predicted model, not a curated record. The transcript has a single exon. NCBI's taxonomy places the organism in Eukaryota, Fungi, Ascomycota, Dothideomycetes, Acrospermales, Acrospermaceae. The coding region runs from base 189 to 797 and encodes 202 amino acids.
CUCAAGUGCCAAGAGCGACAUGUUUUAGGCAGCCAACUAUCUUAUAAACCUCGCUUGGUUUGAAUCUACUGUCCCCCUCUCUGAUCGUCACUCUAAAUUAUCAUUCUACUGUUCGCAUUCUGAACUGCUCAUUCUACCCCUACGACAACCGAAAUCAGCGAAAUAUUCCUUUGUCACGCCAGCCCGUCAUGUCGGAUGCUUCAGCGGAGAGUAACAAUAACAACACCUCCACAGACGACGGCAAGCAUGUCCCAUUCAGCUACCAACUAGAACCUAUCCAGGCUCCUACCGCCGCAUCUCCAAACACCCCAGCACCCGCCGAACAGUCCAGUAACACACCAUCCUCCUCCUCCGCCGCCACCGCACCAAGCCCUCAAGCCAACACCAACAACCCACAACCCACAACACCACAACCAUCCAAACCCUCCGCAACCGAACUCUCCAAACCAACUCUCUCCCAACCACCCACCAUCCCCCCCAACCCGCAACCCCCCCCCCCCCCCCCCCCCAUCCACACCGCCGCAACCCUCCUCUCCACCCUCCUCACCUCCUCCUCCAUCCCCCACGCCAUCGUCGGCGGCGCCGCCCUCUCCCUCCUCCUCUCCCCCCGCCCUCGACAUCCUCCUCACCCCAAACUCCACACAUCCACCCCCAGCACGCCCCCGGUCGCCAUCACCCUCCUCACGCCCCCCGCCCUCUUCCACGGUCCCUUCUCCGCAGACACACCCACGCUGAUAGUCGAGCACGCAGGUGCACAGGCACGCGUGCUGCACCCCGUGCGGGCUGCAGGCGGAUAAAUGCCGUGUGAUGGGCAGGCGGGUGAGUGCGGCGAAGCGGGCGGGCGAUGCGUUUGAUAUUGUGCUUUUGCUGCGCUGGUUUGGCGGGGCGUGGGAUACGGGUGUUUCGGGAGGAUGGGCCGGGGGUGAGCGCGCGGUGGGUCGGGUGGUUUGUUGAGGGGGGGUUUGGCGGAGGCUUGGGCUGAGGAAGGGGGCCUGGAGG